Molecule: messenger RNA, 2731 nt
Organism: Filobasidium floriforme
Lineage: Eukaryota; Fungi; Basidiomycota; Tremellomycetes; Filobasidiales; Filobasidiaceae
Exons: 7
Coding region: 362-2731 (789 amino acids)
Source: RefSeq, a predicted model, not a curated record
AUCCCCUUUCGGAGCUAUUGCCAUACCUGUUGCCUUUCCCAAGCACUCUCAUAAUGACACUUCACGACCCUUUCCAGGAUCCGGCCACUUGUAUAUAUCAUUUUAUUGUUAUCUUGCACUUUCCGAUAGCACAUCCGUUCAUCGCAUCCUUGCUACGCAGACCCGGACACCGAAACGCGACCAUGUCCGCGUUCAACCCCCAAGCUUCCCAGAGCGGUCAGGGUAGCAACUUGAUUGCACUCUCGAUUCUCGAGGUCUCUGCAAGACGGCCAGAUAGUGAGUGUUGAAUUCAGCGACACCCACUUUCUUCCACAGGAACAACUCCGCUACUUGUUCCCAGACCCGCUUACGGGAACGUAACAUGGCCGACCGUACGCCAUCCAGAGGUGUUCGAACGAGUCGACUACAAGGCAAACCGUAUGACCGGCCAGACUCGGUCGGCAACAGCGCAGCCAGUAGUAGAAAUGGUACUCCUGUUCCGCAGCACCGUGGAUUCUUGAGCUCGGUCGCGGACAUGCUCUUCUCGCCCUUCGGAACGAAAUCGAAUGGCCGCAAAAGGGACCAUGGAGACGGACAAGAUGUUGAACAAGCCGGAUCACUAGGUCAAGAUCGUAUCCGAUCCGGCCAUCAAAGCGGUCGCGAGAAGCAGCAAGACGGGAUGGAUGUGGAUGAAGAUGACCUCAGCUCCGAUGCAAAGGUAUCGGAUGGCCCAAUUCAGCCUAUCCGAGAAACUCUAGCUUCCUUCGCCCCGGUUGAUCCCUUGCGAUCCAUCCACCUGAUCAAUGACUUCAACCAAGCGAAGAAAGCUCUGGACCAGCAGACGACAAGGGAUGAGAGGAGGGCAAUCGAAGAGCUGAUUCGACGGGCGGAUACGGACUCUCCUGUUAAGCCUCAGGCUCAUGGACUCCGGGAAGCUGCUUCGUCGGCGACCCUGAGGAGCCCGAGCAGACUGGCACGAAGCCGAGUCCUCGCUAGGGAUAGCGGCCUGAGUAAGAGUUCUUCUAUGAACUUUUCCAGUCUGCAGCAGCAGGAUAGCAAACCCGCGACACCGUUGAGAAAAACUUGGAAAGCUGAAGAUGACGAAGAACCAUCUCCUCCUGGGCGAUAUGGCAGGAAGCCUUCUCGACCUGAGGGGCUUCCCGGAUCAUCAGUGCCGCCAGUACCAGCUCUUCCCGUAUCGCCAUAUCCGUCCGGGCUGCCUGGAUCCUCAUUACGGACAUCGACCUCGCGCUACUCUUUAGCCCGGCCAGCAGUUGCCAGCCGGUUUUCAGCGCAGAGGAGUAGCGGUCUAUCGAAGUCGCAGUCGAUGUUCAGCUUACCUAAAGCCUCGGGCAGCGCCCUGAGUUUCCCUGCUGCUGAAGGGGAAAGCACUUUGGUAGGUGCCACGAAGCCAAGCGUCAUUUCCGACGAAGGUACAGCAAUCACGGCACAGAAGACGCCGAAGCAACCAAUGCAAAAGACUGCUGCGGCGCAAGAAUUGGAGGAUCUGCUCAAGCAGGCUGACGAAGAGGAAGGACGAAAGUCUGAACCUGUGGCACCGGUAAUAAAUCCGUACGAGCAUUAUCGUUUCAAUGUCGGAGCGAGCUCGCCACGGAAGAGAAAUACCGCGACCGAGAAGAGAACCGGUGGGCUGGCUGGAAGACGAGCUCUCCUAGCAGCGGCAGAAAAGAAGGAGAAAGAAAGAGCCAAAGACACCGAGAUGACGGAUCUUGACCUGAUCAAGGAGAACAUGGCUGACAAAAGCGGCAAGAGACGAAGGGUCAAAGAUAGUUCGAGCCCCGAGAUCCAAGCGAUCGAGCCAGUGAGAUCCACGGCUGGCAAUAAACAGGACACGACGGCAAAUGACAAGCAAGCUCGAGAUGUCCCUGGUGAUGACGAGAAUAUGGGAGUACAGACGGCGCCGUCCAAGUCUGCAUUCUCGUUCAGCAUGCCGUCCAAGACCGCAGAGCAAACAAAGUCUACGGCCGCGCCUACUUCGUCUUUCACCUUUGCAAGACCGGCCCAUGUUGCACCGACUGAGGGCAAAAACAACGCGCUCGACAUCAUUAUGGCCAAUGCCGGUUCCAGUCCUUCUUCAUCCUCCAAGCUUACACCGGCCGUCUUUUCAACUUUGCCCUCACUGAAAACACCCCUUCCGACCUCGAAGGGGAACAAGCCGAUCGGCGAGAACAUCGAUAAGCGAUCCGUACACGACCGGGCGGCAAGUGUUGAGGCAGGUGUUCUGCCAGUCUUUGUCUUCAAAUGCCUUGCGAACGUACCCAGCCUUGCGGCCGGGACUUCUUUUGCGGCUCAACAAAAGGCCAGAGCAGUCGAUAGCUCUGAGCUACCCUCGUACAGCUUCGGAGGAGAUGCCAAGCAGGCGCUGGGGACUCUGAAGCAGACGCCGGCUGCGGCGCCACCUGUCACAGCUACUCCCAUUGCUACCGGCUUCACUGGCUGGGGGGCUAGCCCAGGAAUAUCGGUCGUCAAGGCUAACGAUACCUGGACAUGUAGCGAAUGUUUCUUGCAAUCCAAGGGCACCAGUACCGCUUGCGACAUUUGCGAACAUCCUCGACCUGGGCAAGCUCUUGCCUCCAAACCUGUCGCGACAGGAGGUUUCACUGGCUGGGGUGCCAACUUUAACCCCACGCCUACUGCUACUUCGGGAGGAGACUGGACCUGCGGCCUAUGUGGCUGCAAGUCCAAGGCGACGAGCACUCAGUGUGACGUCUGCGAGACAAAGAGAUCCUAA